CACACAGGAGGCCAUCUGUUAGCCAUGACAGUGAUGGAUUUACUUAACGCAAACAACUCAGCUUUUUGCACCGGUAAUAAUGUUGUAAGACCCCAUUAGGCUACUUGUCUCCAACGUAGCCGCUGUUUAAGCGCCCUGGCGGACUACGCUUACACUACGGUUGAGGGUAUGGACCUGCUAUCAUACCUUCAGUACCAGGCCCUAUUCCUCUGGCUCGUCCUCGCAGCAGGUUGGGCACUCUCGGGCCUCGCUCGCCGCCGUGAGCGCCUGCGACGUCUGCGCCAGCUGGCAGCUCCCUGCCAACGCGCCUCUGCCCAACUAAGCCACUCAAACGUGCUGCAUCCCCAACCCCCUGCUCCUGCUGCUGGUGUUGGUGCUAGUGCUGUACAUCCUUCCAAAGACCAAGCUGCCGGAUACAACGCCUCUGUCACCCGUGUCGCAUGCCCAAAAGACGGCAAACCGCCUGCCCCUCCAACCCCUCCUCACCCUCCACCACGGCUCCCUGGACAGCCCGCCGCGCCGCCCGCCCAGCUGCCGGCACCUCCUCCUCCGCCGCCGCCGCUCCGCCCGCUGCCGCCGGUGUGCGUGGUGAUGCCCGUGAAGGGCUGCCGGCCGCACAGCCUGGACAACUGGGGCAGCCACCUGGGGGUGACCUACGGCGGCCCCGUUGAGUUUUUGUUCGUGGUGGAGAGCGGCGCAGACCCCGCGGUACCCCUGCUGCGGCAGCUGCUGGGGGACAGCUGGAGGCAGCAGGGGCAGGAGCAGGAGCAGGGGCGGCAACAGUCUCGGGAGCAGCAGCAGCAGCAGCAGCUAGAGCAGGAGAAGCAGCAGCAGGUGCUGCGAGCUCCACACCCGCAUAUAUGCCCCGAUUCGGCGGGAGACGGCAGUAACAAUGGUAGUAACGAUGGCUGCAGCAGCUGUGUGUGUGGACACAGCGGGAGCAACGGGUGCAGCGGCAGCAGUAGCAAGCAUGCAAGUGCAUGUUGCGGUGCGCAAGCACCGUAUUCAGUAAUGUGUUCCCCUUCGCAACCGAACGGGUGUAGCAGCAACGGCAUCCAUGAUGGUAGCAGUGGCAGCAGUUGCGCCAGUAAGCGUUGCAAUGGCUGCAGCAGCUGCUGCGGGUGCUGCAGUAAGAGCAGUGGAGGUAGCAGGCAUGCAGCCGCUGCUAGCCCCGGUCGGACUGUGCGACUGUUGGUAGCGGGGCUUGCGGAGGGAUGCAGUCAGAAGAUACACAACCUGUGUGCAGGAAUUGAGGCCGCAGACCCGCGGGUCGCUUCCGAGGGCGGUUACGUGCUGUGUCUGGAUGAUGACGUGGCUCUCCAUCCGGGCAGCCUGGAGGACUUGGUGGCGGAGAUGGAGGCGCGCCCGGAUGUGUUCAUGGCAACAGGCUACCCCUUCGACAUCCCGCCCCCCGGCUCCUCCUUCCCCGCCUACCUGGCCCUCAGCUACCACCCGCCGCCAUCGCUGCUGCUAGUGCCGCCCAGCCGCGACCGCCGCUAUCGUCGCAGCCACCGCUACCGCCGCCGCCCCAGUCACCACCAAGACGAUGCGGCUGCCCUUCCACGGAGCCCCGCCGCAGCCGCCAGCCAGCUUUAUUGCCUUCAUGCAUCCAAAAUGAAACGCGCUUAUGCAGCCAACACCAGCGUCGGCUGCAUGAGCGCGUCGUGAGCGCAUCGUUGCGACUAUCUUACCACAGCGCCUCGUCAUCACAACCACGUGACGUAUGUAACAUGUUGCGUUGGCUGCCCUGGGGGGCAAGGGUGCCGGCGGCAGCUGAGCGGGGCCUUCCUUCCGGGGUUCAUGAGGCCUCGGGAGUGCUGGGAACGCCGAGGGGCUGGGCAUUGCUGAAGGACCGCAGCGGGAUUAGGCAGGGAGCCGGCGUGCCGGCAGCCAUGCCGUAGCUGGCGGCUACGAUGUUGGUUCUAUGGUUGUACGAGCAAGUAAUUAGUACCCGGUGGGAGUAAGGCGGGGAGGACGGGUUGUGGUGACAAAUUGGGGGUACAUGCAGACAUUGUGUGCGUGACAGACUGCGGUUGGGCCGCAUACGUUACGGCCAACUGCCUAACGGCGGCCUUGCUGAGUGCGUAGAUGCGGGUACCCUUGAGACUGCUGGGGCUAUGGUUUAGUAAGGGCUAAGGGGGCUAUGUCGAUAGGGGGCGUACAUGUAGGUUCCGACUCGCGGCCAGUCUUCUUCACAUGUAACGUCGUAUUGGCCCGGGUGGUCACUGAUGUUGGGCACUGAGGGGGCGCGGCUGGCUACGUGGCACGUUAUCGGGUAUGGCAGCACGGCACGAGCUAAGCACACCCUAGGGCGAUCACAAACAGUGGCGAAUGAUGGCUGCUUAGGCUGGCUUCUUUAGUUAGCAGUAUUUUGCGUUAAGUGGGUAUGGCGCACCGUUCUCGUUGCAUUGGACACGGCAUGCCUGCAAGUAGUGCCAAGUAUGGGUGUUAUUUGUGCGUUUGUUGAUGUCACUGCGAUACGGUAGUAAGUUCCUUGCGAUCUGACCCUUCAGGUUCAGAUCCAAAGUUGAAUUGGAAACUAGGAGGGACAGCAAGGCAGGAGUCUGCAUCCGUUUGUUACACAGAAAUCUUGUGAAAUUGUUUGCUAAUUGCAUUACUAUGCGUCGAUAUGAGGAGGACAGGACGCCUCCAUCAGUACCAAGUGUAAAGGGAAA
Molecule: messenger RNA, 2675 nt
Organism: Astrephomene gubernaculifera
Lineage: Eukaryota; Viridiplantae; Chlorophyta; Chlorophyceae; Chlamydomonadales; Astrephomenaceae
Source: the annotation of a GenBank genome assembly